Molecule: messenger RNA, 1206 nt
Organism: Salvia hispanica
Lineage: Eukaryota; Viridiplantae; Streptophyta; Magnoliopsida; Lamiales; Lamiaceae
Molecular function (GO): nucleic acid binding
Source: RefSeq, a predicted model, not a curated record
AUGGAGAUGGAGCAAGAGAUGGAGGAGGAGAUGGAGCAAGAGCUGUUUGAAGAGGAAGAUCAAUUUCCAGAGGCAGAGCCUCUUCAAGAGGCAGAGUUUGGGCAAGGGCCGAGGGCCUCUCUGAGUUUGAGUAUCCAAGAGAAGAACCUUAUUGUGCAGUUCCUUCAACAGCAAUGCCGUGCUGGAGCACUUCCACAUGGUUCAUUGAAAGAUGCAGCCAAAAAAUUCAAAGUGCAUGCAAGGACAGUCAGCCGGUUAUGGAGGAUAGUCAGUCAUCAAAUGGAACAAGGAGAACCUGUUGUCAUGAAAGGAAAAGCAUCAGGUUAUACUAAGACAAAAGGUAAAAUAAACCUUGAUGAAGUCAAGUUUAGACACUUGUCUAUGCUUGAGAGAUCCUCCAUAAGAAAACUUGCUAUGAAGAUGCAAGUUAGCAAGACCACAGCUGGCAGAUGGUCCAAGGCUAACAAGAUAAGACCACAUACAAAUGCCAUCAAACCUGCACUCACUGAUGCAAACAAAAUUUUAAGAAUGAGAUGGUGUCUGACUCAUAUUCAUCCAACCAUAGUUGAAGGUAAGCUUCUCUAUCAUGUGCAUGUUCAUAUUGAUGAGAAAUGGUUCUACAUGACAAAGACUUCAGACAGAUACUACCUGUUGCCGGAUGAGGAUGAGCCUUACAGGUCUUGCAUAUUUCCAUUCACAGAGCAAGUUCCAGCCAAAAGAAAGUCAAAGAAUAGGCUAAGAGGGACACUUGAGACAAAGCCUAUCCCAUCAGUUAACAAGGAAGCCAUGAGAGAAUGUCUCCUUAAUCGGAUUAUUCCAGCAAUCAAGGCUAAGUGGCCAGCCAAUACAAGCAAGGAAAUAUACAUCCAACAAGAUAAUGCCAAACCCCACCUCAAAUCCUCUGACUUACAAUUUGAGGCUGCUGCAAUUUGGAGUUCUUUUGAGGAACUCAUACCACAAACACUGAACAAGGUAUUCCUAUCAUUGCAAAGUUGUUUAAGCAAGAUCCUAGAAGUGCAUGGGGGCAACAACUACAAAAUACCACACUUGAACAAAGAUAGGUUGAGUAGGACAGUGGGGCUUCCUACCUCACUUGAGGUUGAAGAAACUCUGGUAAGGGAGAGCUUGGAGUAUCUACUACUCCCUGAGAAUGAUGUGGGUGGUUCAUAUCACAUAGGGCAUCCAAACACUGUGCUAGGGUUGUAA